Messenger RNA from Anneissia japonica, 924 nucleotides. Its product is annotated as ubiquinol-cytochrome-c reductase complex assembly factor 3-like. The transcript is spliced from 2 exons. Lineage: Eukaryota; Metazoa; Echinodermata; Crinoidea; Comatulida; Comatulidae. The record is from RefSeq and is a predicted model, not a curated record. Gene Ontology annotation, biological process: mitochondrial respiratory chain complex III assembly. The coding region runs from base 89 to 352 and encodes 87 amino acids.
CAGCACACGCAUCGUCGCCCACUGGAUUGUUUGUUGUCAGAAGUUUUAAGAAGAGAAAACGUUUGAAAAUACAGUGCAGUAUAUUGCUAUGUCGGUUUUAGUAAAAACAUUGACCGUAGGCGGCUGGGUUGGUGUAUUUUCUGUUCUCGGAUGGUCAUUAAUGAAAUUUGUAACUCCUUCUAGGGAAGACAUGCUUAAGGUGCUACCAGAGCAAAAUCCAGAAUAUAUGACAGAAUCAAGGAAGCGUUCACAAGACUUUUUAGACGUGAUAAAAGCAGCUGCCGAAACAGAUAAGGCAAUUCACUACAGGGACAACUUUGAAGAUCUGAAGGCGAGUUUGAAGAAAGAUUGAACACAUGCACAGGGCAUACAUCAUCCUAACACGGUGCAAUUAUAUCUGCCUUUGUUCCCCGCAACUUUUAUAUAGCCGAUAACAUAUCUGUGUCUUGUUCAAUCUUCUCAUUUAAAUCAUUAUUUUAAUUAAAAGUUGUCUGUGGGUUUCUGACACAAUCUAUGAUGUUGUGGAUUAGAUGAUAUGCACCUCUGUCACCAGUUGCCAUGAUGAGACAUUUUGGAUAGCAGAAAGCUGUAGGAGUGUGUCUAAAAGCACAUUAUGAAACAGAGUAACCAACAUACACCAACAAUUAUGAAGCUGUUUGACUUUUCAACUACAUAAACAUUUUUAUAUAAAACUUAAUUAUGAACAUGUUUGCUUUUGAGUAGAGUUACAAUACAGUAUUUAGUUAUGUAUAUAAUUUUGAUGACCAUUGAAGUUCAAGAGUCGCACAAGCAUACGAGGCAGAAAUCAAAUCAAAAAGAAAAAAUGUGUAUGUCAAGGACUGGCAAUAAAAUACUACUGCACUUUUUGAUAAGAUGAAUACAUCCGAAGACUUAUUUUUAUUAAAUUUAUUAUUAAAUACAGUU